This is a messenger RNA of Dictyostelium purpureum, 1822 nucleotides long. RefSeq lists its product as uncharacterized. Lineage: Eukaryota; Evosea; Eumycetozoa; Dictyosteliales; Dictyosteliaceae. Gene Ontology annotation, cellular component: nucleus. The record is from RefSeq and is a predicted model, not a curated record. Bases 314 to 1822 code for a protein of 502 amino acids. Gene Ontology annotation, biological process: positive regulation of transcription by RNA polymerase II. Gene Ontology annotation, molecular function: protein binding; transcription cis-regulatory region binding. The transcript has 2 exons.
AAUUCAAAAAAAAGAUAAAAAAAAAAAAUUCAAAAUUAUUUAUUAUAUAUAUAAUAUAAUAUAAUAUAAAUUUUUUUUUUUUUUUUUUUUUUUUUUAAAAAUUCAAUUCUUUUUUUUUUCUGUUAUUAUUAUUUAAUUAAUAAUAGAUAAAAUUGUUAAUUAAUUAUAAAAUUGUAUUAUAAAUCAUAAUUAUUAUAAAUAUAUUAAAUAUAAUAAUCUUUUUUUUUUUUUUGUAAUAAUAGUAAAAUAAAUAAUAGAUAAAAUUUGUAAUAAUAAAUAUAUAAUAUAAAACUAUUUAAAUAAUAAUAAAAAAAUGAUCAGUAAUUUUUUUAAUAAAUCGAGCGAUAAAGAAUAUAGCGAAGAAGAUUUUAAAAAUGAUUCAAAGACACUCUAUAAGAGCAUCAAAGAAGGAAAUGUUAAACAAGUAAAAAAGUUAUUAUCGUCAAAUAGAAAAGGUGGAAAGUUAUUAACCUCGGUCGAUGAUUUAGAUCAAUCACCACUUAUGAUUUCAGCAAGAAAUAAUAAUUUAGAAAUGUUUGAAUUGAUAUUAUCAUAUUAUAAGAUUUGUAAAGUCGAUAUCAACAAUCCAGAUAAAAAUGGUUACACAUGUCUUCAUCAUUUCCUUUCUAUGUCAAACGAUAUAAACCCAAAUAUUAUUUCAAUAUUACUAGAGAUUGAAGAUAUUCAUGUCAAUGUUAAUAACCGUGAUUUAAAUACACCAUUUCACUAUUUCUGUCAAAAGUUUCGUGCACCAAACAAUGGCCAAUUAAAGGAAAUUUUCGAUAAUCUUAUUAAAAAGGGUGUAAACGUCAAUGCAAUCAACAAGAAUGGUGAAUCCCCACUCCAUAAAGCAAUCUUCAAUACCACUGUAGCUCAAAGUAUGAUCACUUUAUUGUUAGAGAACAAAUCAAAUGUAAACGUUGUCAAUAAGAAUGGUGAAUCACCUCUCCAUUAUUGUGUUAGAAUGGGUCGUGCAGAUUUAGUCACAAUUUUGCUUCAAUAUGGUGCCGAUCGUACUGCUGUUGCCAAAGAUAACAAGCCAUUAUACCAAAUUGCCAUUGAUGAAAACUUUACCAAGUUGGCCGAUCUUCUCAAAGACGGUGGUGAUUUAUCAAAGAUUAGCGAUGGUGCCUCGACCGAAUUAAUGUCGCUCUUACAAAAUCCAACUCUUCGUGAAGACUUUAGAAAGUUCCUUAGAGAAGAAUUAAUUUGUGAAGAAAAUAUAAACUUUUGGACCGAUGUCGAAGCUUACAAGUAUUUAAAAGUUGACUAUUUCAGAUUGUUAAAAGAAUUUUACAGAAUUUACGAUAAAUAUAUUUUAGAUAACUCUCCAUUCGAAAUCAAUAUACCCUAUACAGUCAAAUAUACAGUUUUAAACUUUAAAAAGAAUUUACCACCACAAAUCUCACCAAGUGCAAGCAAUAGUAGUAUUUCAAGUAGCAAUAGUAAUGAAAAUAUUUUAAAUUUAAACGGUAACAACAAUAGCGGUUUUUCACUUUCAACAACUCCAAAUAAUAUAACAACAUCAUCUUUAGAAGUAAACUCAACCAUUGAUCCAAACUGUAGUAAUAAUAAUAUUUUAAAUAAUAAUAAUAGUAAUCUCAAUAGUAACGGUAAUAAUAAUAAUUAUCUUUGUGUUAAUAGCGCUAAUAACUCUUCAUCUGCUUCCUCUUCAAAUCAAUCAUCUCCAAUCAUUUCUGGUAAUAAUUUAGAUAUUGAAAAGCUUCAAUCAAUCUUUAAUACUGCUCAAUGUCAUAUUUUUAAUUUAAUGUGCAGCGACUCUCUUUCAAAAUAUAAAAAAAAAUCUUUUUUAAAUAAAUAA